This is a messenger RNA of Lagopus muta (rock ptarmigan), 5139 nucleotides long. RefSeq names its product TOG array regulator of axonemal microtubules 1 (gene TOGARAM1). Gene Ontology annotation, molecular function: microtubule binding. Gene Ontology annotation, biological process: microtubule cytoskeleton organization. Bases 1 to 4689 code for a protein of 1562 amino acids. Gene Ontology annotation, cellular component: cytoplasmic microtubule; cilium. The record is from RefSeq and is a predicted model, not a curated record. The transcript is spliced from 21 exons. NCBI's taxonomy places the organism in Eukaryota, Metazoa, Chordata, Aves, Galliformes, Phasianidae.
AUGGCCGCGGCUCUGGGCCCGGCCCCGCCGCCGCCCGCCCGCGCCAUGGAGCGGCCGCCGGGCCCCGAGCUCGGGGCGGCGGGGGACGGCCCGGAGCGGCCGCGCGGAAGGCGGCGCGGAGGUCCGUCGCCCGGGGAGCCGUCCCGCGGCGAGGCCCGGCGGCCGGGAGGCUCCGAGGAGCCGGAGAACGGCGGGGGCCCCGCGGAACGGUCGGACCUCGGGCUGCUCCCGGCCGAGCUGCGCGGCCGGCUGCUGGACCAGGAGGAUUGCCGCGACCGCGCGCGGGCGGUGGAGGAGCUGCAGCGGCUGCUGGCGGCCCUCGGCCCGGCCGCGGCGGCCGCGGCGCCCGGCACGGCGCUGCUAGGACUGCUGGGGCUGCUGUGCGCGCUGCUGGACGACGCCGACUCGGCGGUGGCCCUGGGCGCCCUGGAGGCCGCGCAGCUGCUGGCCAUGCGCCUGGGCGGCCGGCUGAGCGCCUUUCUGGGUCCGCUGGUGGCGGCCGCGGCCAAAGCGCUGGGCGACCCGCGGGCGGCCCUGCGCCGGCGCUGCCACCGGCUACUGCGGCAGCUGAUGGAGGCGGCCGGGCCGCGGCGCGUGCUGGAGCUGCUGCUGCGCCGGGAGCUGCUGCGGCACCGCGACGCCCGCGUGCGCGAGGAGGUGCUGGUCGCCUGCGUCGCCGCGCUGCUCGCCCACCCCGGGGAGCUGGACCCGGGCAGCCUGGCCCUCGGCCUCGCCCCGGCGCUGCUGGACGGCGAGCGCAGAGUGCGGCACGCGGCCUUGGAGGCGUUCGCCCUGUUGGCGUCGGCCGCCGGGCCCGGGGAGAGCGGCCUCCUGUUCGAGGCGGUGCGCGCGGCGGAGCCGCGGGACGACGGGGACCGGGCGAUGCGCGCAGUGCGGGCCAGGCUGGCCAGGAAGAGCCUGCCGAGGCUGGGGGAGCGCGGCUGCGUGCAGUACGCGGUGCCGCUGCCUUCGAGCGCCCGGGGCUGCGGGGCGCCGCGCGGGGCCGACGUCGAGUGGCUGCUGGCGGGCGGCGGGGCGCGGAGCGCGAGGAGCUGCGGGCCGCAGCCUGGGGACGCCGCGCGGAGCUCCGGCUCGACCGGCGGGACGGCGCGGAGAAUCCUGAGUGCCGGGAGAGGGAAGAACAAACUGCCCUGGGAAGCAGAGCGCGGCAGAGACGGGGAAGGCGGAGCGGGAGACGUGGUGCCUUCCGCCGAGGGCGUGGAGCAGUUCUCUUCACCCGGAGAUUUUCUCCAUUCUCCAAAGCUGCAGCCCUCCCAAGGAACGCCGGGCAGCGAUGAGUUACUUUUCAGUAGAAGAAAACCGUCAAGAGAUUUAUUUCAGAAUAGCGUAGAUUUCAGUUCUGAGCAUUCUUCGCUUUGUGCCGGUGCUGUGGGCUCUCAUCAGCCACAUACUUCAGAGAAAUGUGGAACGCUUGGACACACACAGACACGUGGGAAGAGUGGUAGUGUGGACUCUGCUUUACAGUUCUUGGGAUUAAAUAACUGCCAGCAAGACAAAGUUUGUGCCAGCCUGAAUUUUUCCAGCAAGACCCAGCGAGGUGUUUGCAGCCCAGCAGAACACACGUCGUCCUCGCAAGGUACUGCUGCAAACCAGGAGGCCUUCAUCCUGCCAUCCUACCCUCUGACAUCCCCUGGGAGCAGCCCUAAGCACCUCUCCUCUCCAGCUGAGUCCCCAAAGAAGUCACAGCAUAAUACCAUGAGCUUCUCAAACUCCUGGCCUCUUAAAAGCUUUGAAGGGCUGCACAAGCCAAGUUCUCAAAAGCCAAGAGACAGCGCAGGGCAGAACUUGCAGGAGAAGCAUUCUCCUCUGCAGCUGAAGCCCACCUUGGUGAGACACCCAGCAUCCCGCCGGGGGCUGGCUGGGAGCAGCAGGCCUGUGCCCCCCAUCCCACACCUCGCCAGCCCCCUGCCCAGCAGGGCACAGGGGAGAGCCGAGCAGUGCGAGGAUGCGUGGAUGAAUGAAGCGGGCAGGAAGCUUGCAGCUGAUCUGUCAGAGCUGAGUGUCGAUGACGAGGAGGUGGACCAAGAAGAGAUGCAGAGUUCACUCAGAUCUCUACGAAAUAGCGCAGCUAAGAAGAGGGCAAAGCUAAGCAGUAACUUUUCAGAACUUGACAGCCCUGAUUCUGCUCUCAAGCUCAGUCUGUCUGCAGAUUCCCCUUCUCACGCUUCCUCCCCGAGCUCCUGUAGCGAAAGUGGAGCUCACAGCCAGGAGUCUCUGACCUCACCUGCAUCCACAGCUCCUCGGAGAAGGAGAGUAAUGUCAGACACCUUUCCACUGUUGGGAAAUAAAGCACAGCCUGCAGGCAUCUCUUCAGCGAGGAGCAGAGAUGCAGAUGUGGCAGAGCAUAACUCAAGGCCAGUGUUGGCCUGUAGCUCCCAGCAGCUGAGCAGCCCAGGUUCCAUUUCACCCAGUCUGCUGUCUGAAGACGCGGUCGAAAUCGUUGGUAAAGGUGUGUUUGGAAGUCCUCCUGCACAGACACAGAGCCUGACUGUAACGUGUGUAGAGAAUGGAGAUGACCAGUCUGUCCAGGAGCCUGAGCCAUCGCUGGCGUUCUGUGGGAGAAGCAUCCAGCAUGGCAGCACUUCUCACUCCCGUGCUGAAAAUGAGAGAGAGGUAAAAGUGACCAUGUCAAAAUCUGCCCAGGAUAAGAUGAGGCAGAAGAAAAAGGAAAGAAAAGAACAAAGUCACAAGGAAUAUCAGGAAGUCAAAGACCUUGAAGAAAAGGAAAAAAAUCCUUGGGAAAGACUGAACCUGAAUGAACCCAAGAGCACAACAGCUGACAAGUUAAAUCUCCAUGGGGAUAUAUUGGCACCAUCAAGAAGUGUGUCACUGUCAUUAGAAAAUGUUGCCCCGAAUACUUCACUAAGAAGAACAUCCAGUUUGAAGAAGGCAAAAUGUUCAGCCUUGCUAGACUCUGAUGAAAUUCCUCUAGGGCCUCGAGGGCGCUAUAAGGAGCGGACGCCAUCGGUCACCCACAGCCCUGAAGUGAUGGACCCUUCAGAACUGGAGCCCUUUGCAAAACCAGAGGCAGCCCUGACAGAAGCCCUGGCGCUCCUGGCUGACGACGACUGGGAGAAGAAGAUUGAAGGUCUGAACUUCAUUCGGUGUUUGUCUGCAUACCACACAGCUGUGCUGACUGGGAAGCUCCACGAAACAAGUUUGGCUGUGGCUCAAGAGGUCAAGAAUUUACGCUCAGGUGUUUCUCGAGCUGCUGUGGUCUGUUUAGGGGAUUUGUUCACCUACCUGAGAAAGAGCAUGGAUCAAGAACUAGAUAAUACAGUAAAAGUCCUUUUGCACAAAGCUGGUGAAUCCAACACAUUUAUAAGGGAAGAGGUAGACAAAGCACUGAAGGCUAUGGUUAAUAAUGUGACUCCAGCACGUGCACUUUGUUCUCUUAUAAAUGGAGGGCAAAGCCAUCUGCAUACAGCGGUGAGAAGAUGCACAGCCCAGCACAUGGCAGAUGUUGUAGAGCGUAUGGGAGCAGAGUGGGUGCUGUCUGGAACCAAAGGUGUCACUGAUAGGACCUUCUCUGCGAUUGCCAGGUUUGCACUGGAUAGUUCACAGCAAACAAGGUAUUAUGGUCGAAAGAUGCUUUUCUGCAUGAUGACUCAUCCUGAUUUUGAUAAAACACUUGAAAAGUAUGUGCCAGCCAAGGAUUUACCUUACAUUAAGGAAUUUGUUAACAAUCUACAUCAAAAGGGUUUGGGAGAGAUGCCAUUAGACACACCCUCAGCAAAAGGAAGACGUUCUCAUACUGGUAGUGUUGGACAUUCGAGGUCAUCGUCUACUUCCAGAGAUGCUCUCAACAUCACUGACAGAAAGGGAAUGUCCAGGACUAACGACUCGUUUCAGCUUGCUGAUGUAUUUGCUGAAGUUCUUCCUUUCCGCAGAGAGGCUACAGAAGCACGUGAAGUCAGUAGAAAACCAGUUCCUCGUAAUUCCCUGGAAAGUGAAGAAUAUGUGAAGGACAUCGUAGGUUUAUUGAAUGCCAAAGACUUCCGGGAUCGAAUAAAUGGCAUUAAACAACUGUUGUCAGACACAGAGAACAAUCAGGACUUUGUUGUUGUGAACAUUGUGAAGAUGAAUGCUGUUUGGAUACGUUUUCAGAUCUUCGACGCUUUCAAGUCUCGCUUACAUGACUCAAACAGCAAAGUCAAUCUGGUUGCUUUGGAGACAAUGCACAAGAUGAUUCCGUUGCUGAAAGACAAUUUAUCACCAGUUAUCAACAUGUUAGUUCCUGCAAUGGUAGAUAACAACCUAAACUCCAAAAAUCCAGGGAUCUACGCAGCUGCAACAGAUGUUAUUCAGGCUCUGUGCCAACACUUAGACAGCUAUUUGCUUCUGCAGCCAUUCUGCACAAAAGUCCAAUUUCUGAAUGGAAAAGCAAAACAAGACAUCACUGAGAAGCUUGCUGACCUGGUUGUGGAGCUGUACCCACGGAAGCCUCACGCUGUAGAGCAGAAGGUUUUAGUCGUCCUCUGGCACCUCCUGGGCACCAUGACCAGCAGCGGCUCUCUGCCCGGAGCAGGAGGAAACAUCCGGGCAGCCACAGCCAAACUGUCCAAAGCACUUUUUGCACAGAUGGGGCCGAGCCUCCUUGCUCAUGCUGCAGCUCAGCCACCGCACAUCAAGAGGAGUUUGGAGGAGUUCCUGGAGAUAGCCACCUAACCAGCGGGCCGCCUUGGGCCGAGGGGGCAGAAGAUGGCAGUGGAUGUGGGGCGGCCCUGGGCUGCGUUCACUUGGCCCAGGAGCUGCUGUCGGGAUCACCGUGGGAGUGCUGGCGCGGGCUGCGCUGCUGCCCUCAGCGCUGGGUCCUGCGAGCGCUGCACCUCGCACUCAGCCGGAGGGGAACCGGCUGAUACCGCAUCCAGAACGCAGGGCUUGGUGCACCAACAGUGAACAACGGCUUUUUUUCACCCCCGUGCAGUAUUAGCAGGGCGCCGUGCGGGAUGGAGCCGAGCCCGGGGCAGCAGGGCACCGCCGGGAGCGCACGGAGCUGAGCGCCCGUUUGUGCGUGUAACGCGGCCGCCCCGCCCGUUCUGCUCGGCCAGCCCGGGCCCCGCUGCCGCGUGCGUUUUACACGGGAACUGACGCGAAUAAAGGGAUUUAUUUCCGUAA